UUCUAAGCUUUAUUAGAAUCCACAUUUCAAAAAGUCAGAUUUUGACAAAGAAAAUGAAGGGCUUAAAAGUUCAUUUGCUUGUCAUUGGUGUUGUUUUAGUUCUUCAAUCUCUUCCAUCUUUCGGGUUUGACCCGAGUCCUCUUCAGGACUUCUGUGUUGCAGCCAGUGACCCGAGAUCUCCUUUGUUUGUGAAUGGCAAGUUUUGCAAGGACCCAAAAUAUGUUAGCGCCAACGAUUUCCUAUUCCAAGGACUCAACAUCCCUGGAAACACUGAGAAUCCAAAUGGCUCAAAUGUCACCUUGGUUAACGUAGACAAGCUACCUGGACUCAACACUCUCGGCGUCUCCUUGGCUCGCAUCGACUACGCUCCCUAUGGCUUGAACCCACCUCACACCCACCCACGAGCCACCGAACUUCUCGUGGUUGUGGAAGGCACUCUCCUCGUUGGCUUCAUCACCUCCAAUCCAGACAACAAACUCUUCACCAAACUUCUCUACAAAGGAGAUGUGUUCGUGUUUCCUAUUGGUCUCAUUCACUUCCAGUUCAAUGUCGGGCGUACACCAGCGCUUGCUUUCGCGGGGCUCGGCAGCCAAAACCCAGGAGUUAUCACUAUUGCCAAUGCUGUGUUUGGAUCCAACCCUCCGAUCCCCAUUGAUGUUCUUGCAAAAGCUUUCCAAUUGGACAGCAAAGUUGUUGCCUAUCUUCAACAGCGAUUUGGGGGAGGAGGAGGAGGGCGCUAUUAGAGAAAUCUCCACUUAAAAUAAUGUCAAAAGUUGGAUAAGUUAUGAAACAAAGUGUUAAGAGUGGCAUAAGUUUGGGGUUAUCUUAUCUCGCUUGUGUACCAUCUUCUUCAACUUUGGGAAAUAAAAAGUGGCUUCUUUA
Momordica charantia (bitter melon) is the source of this 882-nucleotide messenger RNA. RefSeq names its product germin-like protein subfamily 1 member 7. Gene Ontology annotation, molecular function: manganese ion binding. The record is from RefSeq and is a predicted model, not a curated record. Lineage: Eukaryota; Viridiplantae; Streptophyta; Magnoliopsida; Cucurbitales; Cucurbitaceae.